Glarea lozoyensis ATCC 20868 is the source of this 3081-nucleotide messenger RNA. RefSeq names its product (Trans)glycosidase. The transcript has 4 exons. Gene Ontology annotation, biological process: lactose catabolic process. Lineage: Eukaryota; Fungi; Ascomycota; Leotiomycetes; Helotiales; Helotiaceae. Gene Ontology annotation, molecular function: carbohydrate binding; beta-galactosidase activity. The coding region runs from base 1 to 3081 and encodes 1026 amino acids. The record is from RefSeq and is a predicted model, not a curated record. Gene Ontology annotation, cellular component: beta-galactosidase complex.
AUGGGCUCUUACCCCGCGCAAACGCCCGAUUGGGACAACUUGAAAGUCACACAUCGUAACGUCUUACCUCCCCGGGCUCAUUUCUUCAAUCAUACAGAUAGCAAAAGUGUUCUUUCAUACUCUGCCAGCGAGACAGAAGCUUUGUAUUUAAACGGAACAUGGAAAUUCCACCACGCAAGCUCUCCCUUUGAACCCCCAGAAGACUUCCACGCUGUAGGAUACGAUACGUCAAAAUGGAGCGACUUGGAAGUUCCUUCAAUGUGGCAAAUGGAAGGCUUUGGGAAACCGCAUUAUACUAAUGUGGUGUAUCCCUUUCCUGUUGAUCCCCCACAUGUACCAUACGACAAUAAUCAAACGGGAAGUUAUUCUCGAAAAUUUACAGUACCAAAGAGUUUCGCAAAUAAGCAAGUUAGAGUACGAUUUGAGGGAGUCGACUCUUCAUUUCAUUUGUGGGUCAACGGGGAGGCAGUUGGCUACUCUCAAGGUGCGAGGAAUCCGUCAGAGUUUGACAUCACCAAAUUUGUGAAGGAGGGGAGUGAGAAUAUUAUUUCUGUGAGGGUGUAUCAAUUCUGCGACGGAAGCUACAUUGAAGAUCAAGAUCAAUGGUGGCUUUCCGGAAUCUUUCGUGAUGUAUACCUUCUUGCAUUUCCUGAGAAUCACAUCCAAGACUUCUAUGUUGAGACACAACUAGAUGAUAAUUAUACAAAUGCUACCCUUUCGGUAGACGUUAAGGCUCAAGGAAUAGGCGAUGUCGAACUCACACUUUACAAUUCCGACAAGCAGACCGUCACUGUCCAACAAACCGCUCAGAUUAGCAGUGGCGGCGUUGUGUUUUCCAUCCCCGUCGAAGCCCCAAAGUUAUGGACAGCCGAAAAUCCAAAAUUAUAUCACUUAGUGUUAAAACUUGGCGAUCAACACGUUGCUCACCGAGUUGGUUUCCGCAAAGUCGAGGUCAAGGACGGCAUCAUUCUGAUCAACGGGAAGCGAGUUGUUUUCAGAGGUGCAAACAGGCAUGAACACCAUCCAACCAAAGGACGUGCAGUUCCAUACGAAUUCUUACGCCAGGAUCUUUUACUCAUGAAAACACACAACAUUAACGCGCUCCGUACUUCUCACCAGCCGAACGAUCCUCGACUUUACGAACUCGCCGAUGAAUUGGGAUUAUGGGUCAUGGAUGAAGCAGAUCUAGAGUGCCACGGCUUUGACACGAUUCAUGAGCGAAGCCUUCCAGAGUCAGAACAGGCGAAGACUUUUGAAGAAAAGAAAGCUAUAACUUAUGGGCGUGCAGGAAAAUGGUUGUCGGACAACCCAGAUUGGGAGGAGUCCUACGUGGAUCGCGCGAAACAGCUAAUUUCCAGAGACAAGAACCAUCCUUCAGUUAUCAUGUGGAGUCUCGGAAACGAAGCAUUCUACGGACGAAACUUUCAGGCAAUGUACGACUGGAUAAAAUCAGUCGACAAAACUCGACCAGUCCACUACGAAGGUGAUUUCGAAGCACAGACAGUCGACAUUUUCUCCAUGAUGUACCCAACUUUAGACAUCAUGAUCGAUUUUGCAGAGAAAUUUGAUGGCAAGAAACCAUUGGUACUUUGUGAAUUCAUUCAUGCAAUGGGUCAAGGACCAGGUAACAUAAAAGAGUACAUCGACCUCUUCUACAAACAUCCUUGUCUACAAGGGGGCUGGGUGUGGGAAUGGGCGAAUCAUGGUCUUCUGACGAAGAAUGAGGAGGGAGAAGACUAUUACGCUUAUGGUGGUGACUUUGGGGAAUAUCCACACGAUAGUAACUUCGUCAUGGACGGAGUUGUUGACUCUCAACACCGCCCGGGAUCAGGGCUCCUGGAAUACAAGAAAGCUAUCGAGCCUGUCCAGCUUGUCGAAGGAUCUAUCGAAAGUGUGAAGAUCAUUAAUCGUUACGACUUCAACAACUUAGACCACUUGAAGUGUACUUUGAAAAUUAUUGGAAAUAACUUCAAUAAAGCCGGAUCUGACGUCGAGAUUCCAAACAUCCUUCCGGGACAGACAGCAAAUUUAUCGAUCCCCAAAAUUGAACUGGCAGGUGCUCCGACGGAAGCUUUCCUUGAGCUAAGUUUCACAUUGAAGGCCGACACCAACUGGGCCAAAGCAGGCCACGAGGUUGCGUGGCUGCAAGUUCCCAUCGAGUCGUCAGAAAGUGAGCAGCCAAAACAACCCACAAAAGAUGGGUCUGCUGUAGAAGUUAAGAAGAUCUCCCCAACAGUAUUAGAGAUCAAAGGAUCAGAGUCCACGUGGAAUUUCGAUCUCGUCAAGGGAACAUUCAUCUCAUGGAUCAAGAAUUCCGAGAACGUUCUACAGACUGGGCCGAACCUCACAAUUUCUCGAGCCCUGACAGACAACGAUAACAGGGAUGGCAAACACUGGAAAGCAAAAGAACUACCAUAUGCAAAACCACACACGCGAAGCGUAACAUGGGAAUCAGAUCCCAGCACCGGGAAUGUGAUUGUCAAGUCCAUCCAACGCGUCGCACCUCCAGUUCUAGAAUGGUCCAUUGACACAACCAUCACCUAUACCUUCACGAACACCAGCGUCGUCAUAAACGUCGCAGGCAAACCCCAAGGUCUCAACCUCCCCCUCACACUGCCCCGUCUCGGACUCACUCUCGCGCUCGCCCCCAAAUUCGAAACCGCAAGCUGGUUCGGCCGCGGCCCUGGCGAAAGCUACAAAGACAAGAAACUUUCGCAAAGAUUCGGUAAUUACACCGCUGCGAUCGACGAUCUCUCGCCUAUGUACGAGUUUCCACAAGAAUCGGGGAAUCAUACGGAGACGCGAUGGGUGCGAUUCGAAAGCGCAGAUGGGAACUCUAGUGUGUCUGCGAGAUUCUUGGACUUGCCGGAUGGAUUUGAUUUCCAGGCUAGUCAUUAUGAUGUCGUGGAUGUUGAGAGCGCGAAACAUCCGUAUGAGUUGAGAAGGAGGAAGAGGGAAGAGGUCAUCGUGAGAUUAGAUUUGGAUCAUCAUGGGUUGGGGAGUGAUAGUUGUGGCCCGAAAACAUUGCCGCAGUAUGCAUUGAAGCCGGAGCCAUUUGAGUUCACAGUUUGCUUAGAGUAA